Molecule: messenger RNA, 5988 nt
Organism: Actinia tenebrosa (Australian red waratah sea anemone)
Lineage: Eukaryota; Metazoa; Cnidaria; Anthozoa; Actiniaria; Actiniidae
Product: C-myc promoter-binding protein
Biological process (GO): regulation of Rab protein signal transduction
Cellular component (GO): cytoplasmic vesicle
Molecular function (GO): protein binding
Source: RefSeq, a predicted model, not a curated record
GUAUUGAUUCUCGAUACUUCGACCAGUACGACCCUCCUGAUGACGUCACUUGUAUCGACUUGGACACCAAUAUGGUUUCCCUUGCAAGUGAAAUCAAGCCGGCCAGCUGGAAGUCUCUACCAAAGAAACCUGGCAAAGUGCUAAGAGACAGGCUGACUGACCUGUAUUGCCAAAUGUACCAACAGUAUCAUAAAGAGAAAGAGGCAUUUGGGGCAGACAUUACAGAAACAGCUAUUGAACUCGCUCCUUUGGAUCACGAUAAUUCUCACUCGAGGAGACGGCUUGCGCUUGAAGUUUCGAUUCAAGAGGCAUUCUUGCGGUUUAUGGCAACCAUCCUUAAAGGCUAUGGUUCUUAUCUUAAACCCAUUACGUCAGCACCGAAAGAAGGAACCUGCGAUAUGACAUCACUGUUCGAUAUGCAAGGUUUUCUUAAAAGCCGUCCAAAUAACCAUCAAAAGUUUUUCAACCUCUUAAUGCACACACAGAUGUUCAGUCGUUUCAUCGAGCAGCGGUCAUUUGUGACAUCACAAGACUCUCUUCUUGCUUUCUUCGAUACUUGCACUGAUAAACUUGAUUCUGGUAAACCAUUAAUAGAAAUAGAUGAAUCGUUUAAACAAGGUGGCCAAAGGACUUACGUCGUUACUCCCCCGGAAGCAAACUUUAUCGACAGAGGAAAGAUAUACACGUAUCCCACGUUUCCCGAGCUGAACCUGGAAUUAUUCAAAAAAGACGAGUUAUCGUUAGGAAUUUCGACGGUCGUGACCCCAUCCCUCUGUCCUGUGGGCAGAACAGUGGCAGAGCGAACAGAGUCUAUACUGAUUGCUAAGAAGAAUGAAAGUAUUCCUGUGCAGUGGGCGAGAUGCUUGUUGGCACAUUGUUACAGUCUUUGGUUCAUCCACUUACCAGCUUAUGUCAAAAGUCAUCAUAACAAAGCAAAAGUACUGCAUGUGGCUUACGAGAUUCUGUGUAAAAUGGAGAAGAAAGGUGUCAAGUUACCCGACGAGGUGUGCUACAGAAUUCUAAUGCAGUUAUGUGGACAGUUCGGUCAUCCUGCGUUAGCUGUCAAGUUGUCGAGGGCAAGUGGCCGUCCAAUACCACAAGCUCUCACUUAUGGAACAAGGUCAGGAAUUUCUUCUCGGCCGUCCACGAGUUUCGAAAACUGGCCCAUAAUCGGCAGGUGGCGAGAGAAGACUCGCUCUCUCCGUGCAGUUCCAGCAGUGACGUAGAAAUUCAUGAUUCACCUAAAAAAUCGUCCUUAAAAUCAACCCCGCGAUCUCGAACACCGACACGAGAAAAAGAACGCCUUCUCUCAAACGAACGACUCUUACACUCCGACUCCCAUCCCGAACUGGACAGUCCUCGAGUUCAGCACUUUCGGAAUCACAGAGAACGAACAAUAAGCGAGAUGUCUAACUACUCAGAGAGUGGUGACCUCGAUACAUCUUUAAACUCAUUCGAUAGUUCGAGCUUCGUAACAAAGAGGCGACCAAAUUAUGGAAGGACGAUAAGUGAGACUUCGAUGUCGGCGUUCAGUGACGGCUCGCGUCACAGUCGUUUGUUUAUAAACGCAAGCAGCGAAGGCGUUGAUCACUCAGAACCCUAUGAAGAAACUACUGUCACGAUCGAUGAUUAUAUAUUCGGCCUUCCACCUGGUUUGCAGCGGGAUACAGCGUUAGAAGCCGUGAUGUUAACGUGUUUUCAGUGCGUUAAAUGCGCAAGAUAUGUGUAUGAUGAGGAAGUAAUGGCUGGUUGGACGGCUGAUGACUCUAACUUGAACACCAGUUGUACCUUUUGUAAGACACAGCAAGUCGCAACCCUCUCAAUUAAAAUCAAGGACUAUCGCAAUUGUUUUUCGUCACGUCCAAGUUCAGAUUUGACUGCCAGUAUGAGUAGUCUAGGCAGCCCUGAUUUAGCAAAUCUUGGUCAGCGGUCGGGGCUCCAUUCUUCUUCCAAUGCCAUGUCGGUUAACGAACCUGAAGAAGAUGAGGAAGAAGACGAUGAUUUUUAUGAUCGACACAGUAAAUCUGUACCUAAAACCAUAGAGGCCACUCUCAUGAUACCCAAGUACAACAGUCCACCUCGGACAGUUGCGUUCUCGCCCCCAGAAUCAAACCCUAUGACAAUACGACGACAGAGACACAGUAUCAGUGCGCCAACCAGUGCUAGUUCCAGUCCAACUGGGAGUUUUCACGGGAGCCCAAAACUGGGAGGACUGUUUCCUAGAACUCAUAGUAGCAAUAGCUCGUGUAGUCACAUUAGUAAUUGGUUCAUAACUCGUGCCCCAGAGGAGAGAGACUCCAUAACAGUAGCCUACGUUAGCCCUCUCGUACUUCGGAAAGAACUCGAGAACAUGUUAGAAAAUGACGGAGGUGUGUCCCUCCAAUCCCCAGAUGUUGUCCAUCAGAAGGAUAUCAUUUACUGGAACCUGGUCUGGGUUUUCAAGCGUUUGGACCUGCCAUCACAUCUGCCUGAACUGAUGCUCUCUUCAUACCCUGGAGACAGGAUCGAAAAAAAUGAGGACCGUCGCUCGGCUACUGGUAGUCAGGUGUUACUGUCUACGUCAUGGGACGCAGAUCGACAAGAUAUUGAUUACAUUCCGAUGUAUGUGUUAUGGAAUUCGCCAGUUGAUCAACAAGCGUUCACGUCUGAUAAAGCGUUAACCUCACGAAGUGCAAUGCAGACGGUGGGAGCUCAUAUUCAAAUCAACGAUGUCUAUAAUCCUAUAAAGAUCCUUUUGGAUGAACGUAACAGACAAAGAGCAAUCAAUCCACAAAUAAGAUGGAGCAUCUAUCGUGAAUUAAUAUUUUUAUCACUAACUGCGUGUGGAGUUGAACGUAUCGAUGUUGAAGCGUACGAUCGUGAGUACCGCCGAGCGUACAAACGCAUCAUGGACUCUAAAGACCUCGCCGAUAAACUUUGCGUGGAAGAUAAACCACCAACCGCUAGAGUUGCUUACUGUAGGCGACUUUUCUCAAUCCCAACAUUACAGCCCAAGCUACCUCAAUACGUCUCCAACAAUCAAUUACUCUAGGGAGUCACAAGAUGAAGGGUGUGUCAACACGUGGUCACCAGUCUCAGCAAGGUCACGUGGUGGACUUUCAAUCAUAAUGAACGAAGCAGAACCGACGGACUGGGGCCUACUGUAAAUAUCACAAUGAAGUAAGAAAUAUUAUAACGCGCUUAGUUGAUGUCAUAAAUUCACCUCAUACGUAGUUAGUUAUUAAAAUACUGUACGAUAUUAGACGAAUUGAAUUCAUCGUAUCAACUGAGUUUUACAUAGUCUCUCAAUAAAAUAAUUUUGUCCUUGAGAUUGGUAGCCAUCUUGAAAAGUAACCAAGCCUGGACAUGGCAUCAUACUACGUCAUCAAAGAGGUAUGGUUGCCUAGCCGAAAUGGCUGCCACUCCAGAUACACAAUAUAAGACCAUGUCGUAAUUAUUUAAGAUAUUCUUCUUUUGCUUAGGUAAUUAAAAAAAAGUUUUCUAUAAGAGGCUUUGCAUCACCACGGGGAAGGAACAAUUCAAUCAGGUCUAAUCUAGUUUAUGCGAAAGAGAAUUCAGUUUUGCAGGGCAAAAAUACCAUUGAUGUGCCAUCUGUCAUGGCUGCUAUCACUUGAUGGCUACCCCACCGGGGAUGGAAAGAAGCCUAUAUCACAUAGUCCUUUUUUAUAACAUUGGUAGCCAUCUUGAAAAGUAACCAAGCCUGUUGUUGUCGUUCUACGUCAUCAAAAGGCUUGGUUACCCAGCCUUGGUUACUAGCCAGAUACGGUACAUAAUAUACGGCCAUGCCGUAAUUAUUUAAGGUACUUUUUCAUUUAGAUAAUUAAAAACUAGGAGAUUUCUAUUUUUAUUUGUAUAAUAUACCAAGAAUAUCUUGAUCUGCAAUCCAUUCACAGACAUUGUAUGGUAUACAUUUAAAGUUUAUUAGUUUGUGAUGAUGUCAUAGAUGAGAUGAAACAGGAAAAUUACAGUAAAAUCGUUAACGAUAGUAUUUACCCAUCGAAAUUAGUCAAUUACCGCUGUGUACCUUGAUUACAGACUCAUUCACUCAGGGCUAGCCUCAUUUAAACGUCAAAAUAUUCGGUAAUAGCAACCAUUUGGUAAUACCAACGGUAAUAUAAAGAAUCCAUAACUUCGACAAUACAAACACUUUGAAAUUCCACAAACCUUUAAUGGAACAGAUGAAAAAAAUUUCCAUACAAGAUCGAGGUUAACUCUGUACAGAAAAUUUGAAACUGGAGUAUCUAAUUGUCAAUCGAUUGUUUGUUGUUACUAUACCCCGAAUUGAAAUAUGGCGACCAAUUUGAAUAACUAUUGUUCUGCACUGACUAGUGACUGACUAGCCUCGUGUUCGCAUGGAAACAUAAAAGCAUUUUCACAUGAAUGAGAAACUAGUAUUUCGAUUCAGUGUAAAUAGCAGUAACUUUUGACAAAUAACCAAACAACGUGUGCUCAACUCCAAUAAAAUCAUCAAAUGGGGUGAAGAAAUCUCUGCCAUUUUAAUUUAUGAAAUUAUCACUAUUAAUUAAUUAAUUAAUAGAUAUUUAUGAUUAGAAAUAACACAGAUUGAUUAACAUAAGAACAUGUGCAUAAUUAUUGGUUAUUGAUUUUAAAGACUUUUUAUUAAGAAUUGAUGUCUUUUUAUAAUGGCGGGACCAUCUGACUUGGUAGGGAAUUUUUUUUUCGAGUGUUUAACGUGCCUAGAUGAGUGUUCGUGUUAAGUAUUCUGAUUGGAUGGUGUGUGCUUUCAUAGCGUUUGAUUGGCUCGUUAUAAAAAAGCCCUUCAAAUGUCGUGGCAUUUAAAUUUCUAUUUCUACCAUGCGCGCCAUGUAUCAGGACGGUCCAUCAGGACUAAGUAAAUUUUCAGCUCGUACAAAUUUGCUCUGCUACCCUCAAGUCUUAUCCUCAAGUCAUUCAGUAUGAAAUAUUUUGAGCACCAUGAAAGGACAAACAAACAGGUUUCAAAAAUAUCUCUUUAUCAGAAAGUUUUGUUUUUCAAUGAGAUUUCAGGAAUACAUCCUUGAUUUCCACACCUAACCAUUGUCAGUCCUUUCUUGGACUUGAUAGAUACUUGAUAUAAUGAUGAUACUACCACAAGUUGUGUUAUACCUUAUCAUUGGAUUAUUUAUUAUAUUUACCUGUCAUACACCUAAAUCCAAAAUGGCUCAUGGCCGGUUGAAAAUGAGGCAUCCAGGGCCAAAUUUUCAAAUUUACAGUUUUUUCUUAUAAUUUGAUGCUGCGAAAUUAUCGAGUUCCUGAAUGUGAGAAGAAAAGAAAGACAGAACAAGUGAACAAGUGUAUACUUUGCAUUGACAACAUAUUAUUUCUUUGCAUUCAGCCCUGGAUGCCUCGUUUUCAUGUAACACACUCGGCCAUGUGCCAUUUUGGACUUAGGUACAGGAAUCCCAGAUGAUAUAUUUCAUGUAACUUUUGUUUUGUCUACUUUUUCAUCUUUAACUUUUUAAAUAACAUUUCAUGUGAAGACUGGAUGUGAGGCGUUAGUUAUUUGAAUCUGUUUGUAAUUUUGUACGAAUUGUAAACACUAUGGUUGUCUGCCAUCAUGGUGGAAAUGACGUCACAUUCACCUGUCAUGGCAAAGAUGACGUCACAUACUGACAUUUCCGGAGGCACCUUCCAUUAUGGUGGAGAUGACGUCACAAUAACAAAAUUUGCCUAAUAGUAUAUCUUCUUAAAACGGAAUAAGAGAUGAUAUUGACUUGAUAUGUAGUAAGCUUCAGUAGAUGUAAAAUAUGUCCGAAAUAAAAAUUAAGUAGAGAGCGAGUCUGCCUUUCCUUUUGCGUCUACUUGUUUAUCCAAUCAAUGAUUAAAUUAAUGUUGGUAUUUCCUUCAAAAUUGGUUCACUAAUCACUUUCUUUCAAAAACACCUUAUAUCUUUCUAGUUGCAUCUAGACUCUGCUACAGCUCGUAAACAUAAACGAUGUUAAAUAAUUGUUGAUUAUGUAAAAAUAAAGGAAUAUGUAGAAAGAAAAA